AUGGUUAUUACUGAAAAUACGGAUGAAAUUAUUUCAAAUCGUCACAUGCAAAUAUGGCGAUUUGAAAAGCAAUUUGAUGAGAGAAUAUGGAAGAUGAGAGAUAAAAGAAAUGAGAGCAAAAAAGAGAAAUUAAAUUGGAAAUGGUAUAAAUUACGAUCAAUUCUAUUACUACUAUUAGUAGUUGUUGCGCAUUCGCCAAUACAAUUAGUGACCGCUAAAUUGAGUGGCGCUGAUAAUGGAUAUUGUGAAGCAAAUAGCGCACCAUUAUUGACAACGUCAUAUAUUGUCACACCUGCAUUAGCUGCACUUUUUCGCCGUACCUGUCGAUGUGCACUUGACUGGCGUUCACAUUUUUGCAAACAAAUCGAACGAUACAAAUUAUUGCUUGCUAAUACAGAAAUGCAACGGCAUGGAAAUGAUCAAUUACCGAUUGUUUGCGUUUGCAGGCAGCUUAUAUCAGAAAAUAAUUGUCAACAAUUUAUGACACAAUGCUAUUUUACGCCUGAAAAUCAGCAUGAAAGUUGUACUUGCUGUUUCAAUCAACCAAAUGCAUUUUGCAAUCAAUUACAAUGUAAUAAUGGUGAACCAAUAUUUGAUCGACAUGCAAAUACGACAUGCAUUUGUCAUAAACCAACUUUUUAUCCUUACAGUAUUUGUAAUUAUCAAAGCUCAUUAUUCGUUGAUCAGGGAGAGAUUGUCGUAUCUAAUAAUCAUGAUGAUAUACAGCACUCUAAUUACAUUAAAUAUCCACUACAUGAUUCAUCGAUGCAUAAUGAGGAAUCAUUGAGGCUAUAUGGUAUACAAAUUACACCUACCUUGGCUACUGUCACUAUUUUAGGCUUAUUGGGUGCAGUAGUACUAUUAACUAUGAUGUUACUUGUGAUACGAUCAUACCGUACACAUCGUGAGCAUCGUAAUCGUGCAGCAAAGCGUGAACUAGCGCAAUCGAUAUUACUCGAACAACGUGCCGAAGAAGAAAAAUAUUUACCGUAG
Cercopithifilaria johnstoni is the source of this 993-nucleotide messenger RNA. The record is from the annotation of a GenBank genome assembly. NCBI's taxonomy places the organism in Eukaryota, Metazoa, Nematoda, Chromadorea, Rhabditida, Onchocercidae.